This is a messenger RNA of Ixodes scapularis (black-legged tick), 694 nucleotides long. RefSeq names its product ATP synthase subunit d, mitochondrial. The record is from RefSeq and is a predicted model, not a curated record. The coding region runs from base 86 to 604 and encodes 172 amino acids. Gene Ontology annotation, molecular function: proton transmembrane transporter activity. The transcript is spliced from 5 exons. Gene Ontology annotation, biological process: proton motive force-driven ATP synthesis. NCBI's taxonomy places the organism in Eukaryota, Metazoa, Arthropoda, Arachnida, Ixodida, Ixodidae.
AUAACCUCGUCAACGUUUCCAACGCAGUCUACAGAACAGAGGCGUCUGCUGUCGAGAGUAGAUCGGUCACCUUUCUCGGGGAAAGAUGGCUGCGAAGAGGAUCGCAAAGUCCGCUUUCAACUGGACCGCCCUCGCUGAAAGGGUCCCAGAAGAGCAACAGCACCUGUACCAAGCUUUCAAAGCCAAAUCUGAUGGAUACCUACGAAAGGUCUUCAGCUACCCGGAGAACCCGCCGCCGAUCGAUUUCGCCAUGUACAGGUCCCGUCUUUCCAACCCGGCCCUAGUCGACCAGUUCGAGAAAUCGUACAAGAGCUUUACAGUGCCAUUCCCGAAAGAGCACCUCACUCCCCAGAUCGAUGCUGAGGAGAGGCAAGCUAAAGACGAGGUGGAAGGCUUUAUCCGGGAAUCGAAGGAACGGAUUGAAGGGUUCAAGCAAGAGCUGCUGAAGUUCCAGGCAAUGAUUCCGGCGGCCCACAUGACCUUGGAGGACUACGCUGACUACUUCCCGGAGCAUGCGCUGAAUGUGGACAAGCCGACGUACUGGCCGCACGACGGAGUCUUCGAGGAGUACGAUAAGCUGCCCGACGAGCCGGGCCACCACUAGGCAGAGACAUCUUAGUCCUGGCAGACGAUGCCCCCUCCGCGCGUCUGCAAAGCUGAGAAAUAAAAAGUGUAGUUCUUUGUUUGGGAUUGA